GACUCAGUCCGGGAAUCAGCCCGUUUGCAGAUAGAUGCUUUGUUUUGAUGGUCUUGCUCGAUGAAUUUUCUUAUUAAAGGAUCGUUAGGAAGCAACUGAUUUUUAUAAAAGGCAAAAGUUGCAUUAAUAAAAAUUGAUUUCAUGUAAUGUUAUGGGUCAGCAUUAAGGAAAUAAAAAUGAAAUUAAUUUGGAAUUACGUUUUAAUCAACAUAAUGACCGUAACUCUUGCUGAUAGUCAAGGGGUGCGAAGAGUCAUGACUAGAGCAAUUGGCACAAAAUAUGGUUCCAUAAGAGGCCUAUCAGUGCAACUUCCUAACCGUAAUGUUGGACCGGUGGAAGUGUUCCUUGGCAUUCCCUACGCCCUGCCACCAGUUGGACAGAUGCGUUUUAUGCCGCCGGCUAACCCCAGUUCAUGGCGAGGGGUCCGAACGGCUGACCGGUACGGGCCAGUGUGCCCCCAGCGAUAUCCGGACAUUAAAAAUGAAACAGAAUCCUUACGUCAUAUGCCAACUGGAAGACUUGAAUAUUUGAAGAAACUGAUUCCGUUUCUUCGCAAUGAAAGUGAAGAUUGCCUCUACUUGAACGUUUAUUGCCCAGAAAAACGAGACGGAUCUCGACUCCCAACAAUUGUUUUCUUGCAUGGAGAUUCAUACGAGUGGAGCUCUGGCAAUCCGUAUGACGGCACAAUACUCGCUGGCUUUGGAGAGGUUAUUGUCAUCACUCUUAAUUACAGACUUGGUAUUUUAGGUUUCUUGCCAGCUAUGGAAACUACUUCCAGAGGCAAUUAUGGGUUGAUGGACCAAAUUGCUGCUCUUCAUUGGGUUCAAGAAAAUAUUGCCCAAUUCGGAGGGGACCCAAGAAAUAUUACAUUACUUGGACACGGCUAUGGUGCGUCUUGUGCUCAUUUGCUUAUGUUUUCGCCCAAGGCUAAAGGCCUGUUCCAGCGAGUAGUUCUUCAAAGUGGGUCCGCCUUUAGUCCGUGGGCCUUGGCACAUGAAGCAAUGACAUUCACUCGCCAUGUAGCUCGCAAACUCGGUUGUCCGGUGCUCGACCAUCCUGCUCUCGUACGCUGUAUGCGACAACGCCCACUUUCGGAUAUCAUGAGAGUUCAGUUACUUGUUCCUGAAUAUCUUACUGCAUUUGGACCCAUGGUCGACGGAAUAAUUAUACCAGCAGAUCCCGAAAAGAUGCUUUUGAAUCCACCACCUGAACUCUUGUCUGGACACAAAGUGGAUGUUCUGAUUGGUGUUACCAGAAUCGAAUCAUUUUUCUACUUUGGAGCUGGCGAAGAAAGAUAUGGCAUUGAAGCAUCACGCAGAGACAGAAUCCUGAGAACCUUAGUGCGGAAUUUAUUUACGUUCCAUUUGCAGGAAAUAUUUUUAACGAUUGUAAAUGAGUAUACCGAUUGGUCUAGACCAGUUCAACAUCCUGUCAAUAUUCUGGACGGAACUGUUGAUGCUUUAACAGAUGCUUUGGUCGUAGCUCCUGCAGUGAGUAGCGCAAAUUUGUUAUCGAAAAUGAGGCACAGGACAUUUCUGUAUGUAUUCAACUAUCCUACAGAAGCAAGUGACUACCCUCAAAGAUUGGUAUGUGUCCAUGGAGAAGAUAUUCCGUACUUGUUUGGAGCUCCUUUGGUUAAUAAUUUUGCUCAUUUUCCAAGUAAUUACAGCAAACCAGAAAUUGCUUUAUCGGAAGCAAUCAUGCUAUAUUGGACAAAUUUCGCCAAAUAUGGAGAUCCGAAUGUUGUUCACGACCUUGAAGCUCCAGAAAGAACAAGGGGCAGAUUUGAGAGAUUCAUUUGGCCAUUAUACGAUAGCGUUAAUCAGAAAUAUCUUUCACUUGCCAUGAAACCAAAAAUCAGGGAUCACUAUCAUGCCCAUAGAUUGUCAUUUUGGUUAAGUCUCAUACCAAAGCUCCAUCGUCAAGGAACGACUCCUGAUGUUGCUUCUCAACAUCAUCUACUAGAUGAUCAUGAUAAUCCACUCACUUAUGAUGGGAUUGUGCGUCAAGGACCAGUUCUGACUCCUAUAGGAAUGGCUCCCCGCCCUCCAACUUCGAAGCCUCGGCCCGUUCUACCAUCUCCAACUGUGAGUUCCGAAGCGAAAAUCGCUGUGACAUCAUCCCCUUCUGAAGCAAGCACUUUCUCAUCUCCCGAAGUAACCUCCACCCCAAACAUCCCAAAUGUUUCCGGAAGUAUGGCUUCUUCAGACUCAGUCGGAGUGCAGAAAGAUGGUUACUUGACAGCUUUGCGAGUCACAAUUAUCGUGGGAUGUUCUUUGCUCAUUCUUAACCUCUGCAUUUUCGCAGCGGUUUACUAUCAAAGAAACGAAAACCGAGCAGAACCAUCAGUCAGUGAAGACGAAAACUUCAAAAAUCUGCAAUGCUCUGAAUCUGACCCCCCAACUAUCAAGGCAACAAUACGAGCUCCGCCUCCUUCUCCCGACUUACAGCGAGCUUCGGAGCUCCCGCAAUUUAUCCCACCACCACCUAUUUUCGUUCCCUCACAAUCACCACCGAUGUCCCCAGGAUCGACUCCAACUUUCAUUCCUCUGCAAGAGACAGGCACUGGCAUCAAAAGCUCCCUCACGCAAGAAGGACAACAUGCGUGAGUCACGCUCACUUUCUAAUAACAUCUUGGACUUUUUUGCAAGUGGAUCCCAUCCUAGCAAAGUCCACUGGGCUCCUGAUGUGGGCUGUGAGGUAGACAGAGAUGCAGUGUGGCUCUGA
This is a messenger RNA of Argiope bruennichi, 2727 nucleotides long. Its product is annotated as neuroligin-4, X-linked-like. Gene Ontology annotation, cellular component: synapse; postsynaptic membrane; cell surface. Gene Ontology annotation, molecular function: signaling receptor activity; neurexin family protein binding. The coding region runs from base 147 to 2609 and encodes 820 amino acids. Lineage: Eukaryota; Metazoa; Arthropoda; Arachnida; Araneae; Araneidae. The record is from RefSeq and is a predicted model, not a curated record. The transcript has 9 exons. Gene Ontology annotation, biological process: presynaptic membrane assembly; synaptic vesicle endocytosis; modulation of chemical synaptic transmission.